Messenger RNA from Actinia tenebrosa (Australian red waratah sea anemone), 4759 nucleotides. Its product is annotated as WD repeat-containing protein 19. NCBI's taxonomy places the organism in Eukaryota, Metazoa, Cnidaria, Anthozoa, Actiniaria, Actiniidae. The record is from RefSeq and is a predicted model, not a curated record. Gene Ontology annotation, cellular component: cilium; intraciliary transport particle A. Gene Ontology annotation, molecular function: protein binding. Gene Ontology annotation, biological process: cilium assembly; intraciliary retrograde transport.
UAUAAACUGACUUCAAGAUGGCGGUUGUCUGUUGGUAAACACUUCCAAAAAAUCUUAUUCUGCUUCUAAAAGGACUCGAAAAUGAAGAGAGUGUUCAGUAUCCCCGAGAAAGCAACUGGUGGUGGAAAUGUGAGAUAUUGCUGGCAACAGAGUCAAGGGUCUUACCUUGCUGUGGCUGGAUCUACUAAAAACAUCCCAAUAUAUGACCGCCAUGGCCAACAAGUUGAUGAAAUCAUCCUUCCUGGGUUGUGUACUGGUAUUGCUUGGGAUAAAGAUGGAGACACACUUGCAAUAAUACAAGACAAAAAUGGAAUUAUUUUCUUGUGGGAUUCCAAUUCAUUAAAGACUACACAACUGGAGAGUGGACUAAAGGACACUCUUACUUUUUUACUCUGGUCAAAAGUUGGACCUCAAUUGGCAAUAGGAACAUCUAAGGGAAAUCUUUUGAUUUACAAUCAUCAGACAUCAAGGAAAAUUCCCAUCCUUGGAAAACACACAAGAAAAAUUAUCUGUGGAUGCUGGAAUCAAGAGAAUUUAUUGGCUCUUGGUGCAGAAGAUAAAUCAAUAACUGUUAGCAGUGCCGACGGUGAUACUAUCAGACAGGCCACUCUCCGUUCAGAGCCAGCAGAAAUCCAGUUUAGUGAAAUGAAGACUGAUGAGAGGAGCUCUGUUGCAGAAGCUACUGUGAGCAUGAUAGUGGGCAAAAAGACAUUGUAUCUUUACAAUCUGAAUGACCCAGAAAAUCCUAUUGAACUAGCAUUCCAACAAAGAUAUGGUAACAUCAUUGCAUACAGAUGGUUUGGAGAUGGCUACAUCAUGAUAGGCUUUUCCAAUGGAUUUUUUGUUGUUAUCUCAACUCAUAUGAAAGAAAUUGGUCAGGAGUUAUAUCAAACCCGUGACCACAAGGACUUACUCACUGAUAUUGCUGUAUCUACACAACUGAACAAAGCUGCUUCAUGUGGAGAUAACUGCAUCAAGAUUCAUGACCUUAAUGAAAUGAAGGAAAUAUAUGCUAUCAUAACUGUUGAAGAUGCUGGAGGUAAUCUAGACAAGAUCUCAUGGACUGAUGAUGGUCAGUUGAUUGCAGUCAGUACUCAAAAGGGUGCUAUUCACGUUUAUCUGACCAAGUUACCCAUCCUUGGAAAUUCUUGCGGAACAAAAAUGGCAUAUCUGACUUCACUGAGAGAGGUCACCAUUUUCGACAGCAUUGCUCAGGAGCGUCCACUCAGUGUAGAUAUUGUCGUAGAGCCCACUUUCGUAGCUCUCGGUCCCUACCAUCUGGCUGUGGGUAUGAACAACAGGGCAUGGUUCUAUGAUCUGAGUGACAAAGGCACAGAGCAGUUAAAGGACAGAGAGUACCUGGGUACUGUCACUAGUCUUCAUCUCAAUUCAGACUAUGCAGCAGUUCUCUUUGAGAACAAAGUUCAGCUGCAUUUGAUCGAAGGUGAAAGCAUGGAUUCAUCAGGUGAAAGAGAAACACGCCUUUUCCCAGAUAAAGACAGCCAAGGGAGGAUAACAUGCUGUGCUCUGACUUCAGAGUUCCUCAUUUUCGGGACAGACAAUGGAGGUCUCCAAUACUUCUUCAUUGAAGACUGGCAGUAUGUUAAUGAGUUCAGACAUGUUGUUGGUAGGUAUCAUAAACAUCAUUGCGAUGUGUUCUGUGGUUAUGAUGAUGACAAGAUAUUCACUUACAUAUUCUACAAGGAUACAAUAACCGGACCCCAGUGUAUCAUGGCUGGAACUACUAAACUUCCUUAUGCACAGAAGCCCUUGAUGCUGUACAAUGGAGAAAUGACUUGCCAAACGCCAAGUGGAAAGACGUCCAAACUGAGCCUGUCUACCCAUUUCUUCCACGAGAAGCCUCAGGAUUUACCUCAAAGUGAGCUCAAGACAUGUUUCAACCAGUGCAUCACCCUGAAAAGGUUUAAAGAAGCAUGGUCCAUCGCCAAGACGCUAGACUCCAAGCUAGAGUGGGUAGAACUGGCCAAGAAAGCUGUCCAGCAUUUGGACCUUGAACUUGCCAUCAAGGUGUACCGAAAAAUAGGGGACGUGGCAAUGGUUCUGUCUCUUGAGAAAAUCAAGGGGUUGGAAGAUAAGAACCUGUUGUCGGGUUACGUUGCUAUGUUUUUAGAAGACUACAGUACUGCACAGGACUUAUUCCUAUCGUCAUCAUACCCGUUAGCCGCUUUAGAGAUGAGGAGAGAUCUUCUUAACUGGGAUCAGGCACUGGAGCUGGCUAAGACCUUGGCACCAGAACAGAUUCCCUACAUCUCUAGGGAAUACGCACAGCAACUGGAGUUUACUGGAGACUAUGCUAACUCGUUGAUGCACUACGAGAGAGGAAUAACAAAUCUACCUCAGGAACGGGAACAUGAUGAGGCUUGUCUUGGCGGAAUGGCUCGCAUGGCUAUUCGAGUUGGGGACAUAAGAAGAGGCGUUCAACUUGCAGCCAAGAGUCCAAACAGACAUCUUAAGAAAGAAUGUGCAGCUAUUUUAGAAAACAUGAAGCAAUACACAGAGUCAGCGGUACUCUACGAGAAAGGGCAGUACUGGGACAAGGCAGCUGGUGUUUACAUGAAAACUAAAAACUGGGCAAAAGUUGGUGAACUGCUUAAUCACGUGACAUCACCCAAGUUACAUGCCCAGUAUGCCAAGGCCAAAGAGGCUGAUGGGAAGUAUAAGGAGGCAGCUAGAGCAUAUGAAGCGGCUAAAGACUAUGACAAUGUCAUCAGGAUCAACCUCGACUACUUGCAAAAUCCAGAGGAAGCUGUACGUGUUGUCAAGGAAACCCAGUCAGUAGAAGGAGCCAAGAUGGUCGCCAAGUUUUUCCAGAAUCUCGGGGAUUUUGCCUCUGCCAUUCAGUUUCUCGUGCUCUCCAAGUGUAAUGACGAAGCAUUCCAACUGGCACAAGCUCACAAUCAAAUGGAGCAGUAUGCGGACAUUAUAGGUGAUGAUGCUACCAAGGAAGACUACUCCAGCAUCGCUAUGUACUUUGAAAAUCAAAAGCAGUACUUCCUGGCUGGAAAGUUUUAUCUGAAGGCCAUUCAACAUGCCAAGGCUUUGAAGCAUUUCCUAAAGUGCCCAGUGACAGAUGAUGGUGAAUCUGUGGAGCUUGCUAUCGAGACUGUUGGUCAAGCCAGUGAUGAUAUUCUCACCCAUCAACUGAUUGAUUUUCUUAUGGGAGAAACAGACGGUAUUCCUAAGGAUGCCAAAUAUCUGUUCCGUCUUUACAUGGCCCUCAAGCAAUACCGUGAGGCAGCGCGCACCGCGAUCAUUAUCGCACGUGAGGAUCAGAAUGCUGGUAACUACCGUAAUGCGCAUGACGUUCUCUUCAGUAUGUACCAAGAAUUGAUCCAACACAAGAUCAAAAUACCUACUGAGAUGGGCCAGAACCUGAUGAUCCUACACAGCUACAUUCUCGUUAAGCUUCAUGUCAAGCGCGGAGACCACUUGAAAGGAGCUCGUAUGCUAAUUAGAGUGGCCAAUAAUAUCAGCAAGUUCCCUGCACACAUCGUGCCCAUCCUCACGUCCACUGUGAUCGAGUGCCAUCGGUCUGGUCUGCGUAAUUCUUCAUUCAGUUAYGCAGCCAUGCUCAUGCGUCCUGAAUACAGACAAAAGAUUGAUCUUAAAUACAAGAAGAAAAUCGAGCAGAUUGUCAGAAAACCGGACAAGACCGAAGAAGAUGAGCCACAAGACCCAUGUCCAUUCUGCAACUAUGAAGUACAGCAAACUAAACUGGACUGUCCAGAUUGUAAAAACACUAUUCCAUACUGCAUUAUCACGGGUCGUCACAUGCUAAAGAAUGACUGGAGUAUGUGUCCAAACUGUAAAUUUCCUGCUUUAUAUUCAGAGCUUAAAAGUCUUCUUGAGUCUGGUGAGACUGUGUGUCCCAUGUGCACUGUGGUGAUGGUUGCAUCAGAUGUCAAACACAUCAAGGAUCCAUCUUCUUUCUUGAAGCCCACUGAUGCAGCAGAUUGAAAACAUUGUUGUUCACUUAUUUAACCAAGGCAACACAUUACUCUGUAUAUAUAAUCAAAGGAUCUGUUUUAUGAACAAAUCUUCAACAAUGACCUUUUUUUUUUGAUAAUCCACCUAUAGACCCCUUGCAGCAUGUUGGAAUGCAGCUCAAUUUGGAGGAUAUUACAAUCGGCUUUCAAUUCUCAGGAGAUUGAAAUUCUGCUGCUUUGAUGUCACAUGCAAGGGGUCUCUAGCUUGAAUUAUGUUACAUGUGCAUGUAGAUAUUCUUUAAGUGCAUUCUUUGUUGACCAUAUUUAUAGUAUUAGUAAGGUAUAAGCGACCUUCACAUAACAUGCACUUGAAAUGCAUGUUGUAAAUGGUUAACAGCCAAACCAGGUUGCAAAUAAAGCAUCACUAAAGUAUUAUGACACUGGUCUGCAUAAUCUUCUCCUGCCAUAACCUUCAUUUUGCAGUUCGAUAUUUCCUGAACUUGAUUAGCUGAAAGAUGACUAAGUCAGACAUUAUAAAACCACUAUUUCUCCCUGCACACUUCCGAGACAAGCUCUCCACUGAUCAAAGACAUAAUCUCACGGAUCAAAUUUGAAUUCACUUUUUUGAUGGUAGGAAGUUCCCAGAUCCCCGAGUGAGAAAGACCACCAAAUCAAGGUAGAGACCUAACAAACUCUGAACAUACUGACACAAAGAUACCCAGUGCACUACUGCUACACCACCCUUCAUUUUUCCUGUCUAUAAAUGCUUCUUCACUGGAGAAACAAUAAAUGAUCACAGAGAAAAUAUCAAA